ACAUGGGUAGGCAGACCGUUCCAUAAAAAUGGAGCUCUAUAGGAGAAAGCCCUGCCUCCAGCUGUUUGUUUAGAAAUUCUAGGGACAAUUAGGAGGCCUGCGCCUUGUGACCAUAGCGUACGUGUAGGUAUGUACGGCAGGACCAAAUCAGAGAGAUUGGUAGGAGCAAGCCCAUGUAAUGCUUUGUAGGUUAGCAGUAAAACCUUAAUCAGCCCUUGAUUUGACAGGAAGCCAGUGAAGGGAGGCUAGCACUGGAGUAAUAUGAUAAAAAAAUGUGGUUCUAGUCAGGAUUCUUGCAGCCGUAUUUACCACUAACUGAAGUUUAUUUAGUGCUUUAUACAGGUAGCCGGAAAGUAGAGCAUUGCAGUAGUCUAACCUAGAAGUGACAAAAGCAUGGAUUAAUUUUUCUGCAUCAUUUUUGGCCAGAAAGUUUCUGAUUUUUGCAAUGUUACGUAGAUGGAAAAAAGCUGUCAUUGAAAUGGUCUUAUCCCAGUCUGCUGUUCCCAGAUGCUUCAAGAGGGCCACCAUUGUUCCUGUUCCCAAGAAAGCUAAGGUAACUGAGCUAAAUGACUACCGCCCCGUAGCACUCACUUCCGUCAUCAUGAAGUGAUUUGAGGGACUAGUCAAGGACCAUAUCACCUCCACCCUACCUGACACCCUAGACCCACUCCAAUUUGCUUACUGCCCCAAUAGCUCUACAGAUGACGCAAUCGCAACCACACUGCACACUGCCCUAACCCAUCUGGACAAGAGGAAUACCUACGUGAGAAUGCUGUUCAUCGACUACAACUUAGCAUUUAACACCAUAAUACCCUCCAAACUCAUCAUCAAGCUCGAGACCCGGGGUCUCGCCCCAGCCCUGUGCGACUGGGUACGGGAAAUCCUACAAUGUGAUUUUCUGGAUUUUUUCUCUCUCAUUUUGUCUGUCAUAGUUGAAGUGUACCUAUGAUGAAAAUUACAGGCCUCUCUCAUCUUUUUAAGUAGGAGAACUUGCACAAUUGGUGGCUGACUAAAUACUUUUUUGCCCCACUGUAUAUACUGUACUUGAUACCAUCUACUGCAUCUUGCCUAUGCCGUUCUGUACCAUCACUCAUUCAUAUAUCUUUAUGUACAUAUUCUUCAUCCCUUUACACUUGUGUGUAUAAGGUAGUUGUUGCGAAAUUGUUAGGUUAGAUUACUCGUUGGUUAUUUCUGCAUUGUCGGAUCUGGAAGCCCAAGCAUUUCGCUACACACGCAUUAACAUCUGCUAACCAUGUGUAUGUGACAAGUACAAUUUGAUUUGAGGGCGUGAACAAUGUUGAAUGGGUGUAGACAAAGGAGAGCUCUCUAGUAGGUACCGAAACAAGUCCCUUUUCUCAAAAGUGAGUUUACAAGUGUAUCAACUUUCAAAGCAGAAUUACUUUCCCAUUGUUCCUCCAACAUGCUGCGAAUGAUACACCAUUUGUAGCUCUCUACUUUUGUAGAUGUAAAAAUGCAAUGUAAAAAAAACAGAAAUUCAAAUGUUGCUACAUAAGACUGAAUCCAGGUGGUGAGUCACAUAUAGUGAUUUGUUUAACACUUUUCUUUGGUUACUACGUGUGGUUACUACGUUACUAUGUGUUAUUUCACCGUUUUUAUGUGCACACUAUUAAUCUACAAUGUAGAAAUAGUGAAAAUAAAGACAAAACCCUUGAGUGGUACUGUAUGUGUGUGAGUUUGCGUAAGGUGCAGAGUCAGUGCUCUAGCGGUUAGUCCCGGUUACAGUGGAACGGAAUACCAUAGCUAUCUAUGGUAGAAAAAGUACAAAACAAUGUGAAGAGUUCGUAUAAAGGUCAGUGAGUUGUUUGACUUGCUGGCAAUCCUCCACUGUCAUCAAAUCGGCCAGUAAAAGUGUGUGUGAGGAAUUUCCCAUACGUACAGUAUAUUAGCUAGACAUUGGUCAAUACAAGGAAGUAAUGCUGGUUUAAUUGUCUCCUACGCUCAUGCCUUACCUACAUGCCUUAUUAUACUGUCCUUUAUUUGAUGCUGUAAGUACAUGGAGGAGUCUUGGAGCCCUUGAAGAGACGAUGAGUUGGUUUAUUGUCAGAGACAGGAAAACCACGCUGUCUAACCGGGUUUGUUCCAGGCUGUUGACCCAAAAAGCAGCCUUCGCCUCUGAAGCCUCAGACUGUCUGACAGAUAAAGCCCCUUGCGCUGCAACGUUUUCAUCCCCCCCAGACUGCACUGAGAUGAUGUGACAGAUCUUGCUCCCUGUGCCUUCGAGUGACUGUACCCACCGCCGAGGCUACCAUGCAGGAGUGCCAUACUGCAUUGUGUCUGUCUGUCUACCUUGUCACCUUUUUGACGGGCCUCCCAGCCAACGCUGUGGCCUUCUACACUUUCAGCAAGAAGGUAAGGCAAAAACCCACGCCCAUCGACAUCCUGCUCCUCAACCUGACCAUCUCGGACCUCCUCUUCCUGCUCUUCCUGCCCUUCAAGAUGCAGGAAGUCACGAACGAUAUGACCUGGAGUCUACCCUACAUCCUCUGUCCUUUAUCUGGCUUCUUCUUCUACAUGACUAUCUACGUCAGCACCUUAUUCCUGACAGCGGUCAGUGUGGAGCGCUACCUGGGCGUGGCCUUCCCCAUCCAACACUCGCUGAAGCGCCGGCCCCUGUAUGCCGUGGUGGCCAGUGUAUUUAUCUGGGUCUUCUCCGUCCUCCACCUGAGCAUCGUCGUCAUCAUGCCCUACUACAACCCACCGCAAGACUCCCUCAGUUCCACAACCAACUCUUCCAACAGCUAUGAAUUCUCCAACGUCUCCAACGUGCUCAUUAGUGACGGCGACAACAUUGUGUCUUCCAGGAAUGUGUGCUAUGAGGACUUCAGCGAGAAGCAACUGGCGAUCCUCCUGCCUGUGCGUCUGGAGCUCUGCCUGGUUCUAUUCUGUGUACCUUUCCUCAUCUGCAGCUUCUGCUACAUCAACUUCAUCCGCAUACUCUCUGGCCUGCCCCACAUCGGUCGUCGCAGACGCCUCCGUGCUAUCGGCCUGGCUCUGGGGACACUGCUGGUGUUUGCCUUCUGCUUCGGCCCCUACAACGUCUCCCACAUUGUGGGCUUUAUAACCAGGAAGAACCCAGACUGGAGAGACAUGACCUUGCUCUGCAGCACCUUCAACGCCUGCUUGGACCCCUUCAUCUUCUACUUCUCCUCCUCAGCUGUCAGAGGGACCCUAGGCAGUAUGUUGCAGGGGGCCAGAAUCAGGCUGGCCAAGUGUAUGUUCUGUGGCUGUCACAUCCACUGGUCCCCUUGGAAUGGAACGAGCGAGCGAGCCUCAGAAAGAUAAGGGACCCAAACAAGUAGAGAUGAAUGCUAUCUGAAGUUGAUUGAAUAAGGCCUGUAUUAACUGAAAUGAGAUGUUGUGCUCCUCAUGUCUCGUGGCAGGAUAUGAGUGCUCUGAUGUUUAUGUUUUCACAUUUUACUGUAUCUGUGUCUCUGUUUGAUCAUUGGUGGGCAAACUUCCUACUUAGAGUAGAGAUAGGAUAUGGUAGACACGGAGCCUGCCUUCCUCCUGAGAGACACAAAACAAGGGCUCACAUUAGGGAGUUACUGCCUAGCUGCAGUUAGCUGGAAUCAAGUACAGUCAUUGCCAAUUAUAUAUUAUAAGUACACACCUACUGUGACAGUGCGUGAAAUAUUUUUGAGAAUACAUUUGUUGUAUUGGGUUGCCUGACAAGAUUGGCAAACAGAAGAGAAAAUGAUCAUUGAUUAUAAUUGUAUUUCACAAGGUUGAAGCCCAUUUACACAACUGGGAGUGGUUAUGGUGAACCGUAGAGAACAACAGCUCUAACAUCUGAGAGACACAUCAGAACAACAUCUCUCAGCACUGAAAGAUAAGCACCUCAAACAAGUAUCACAGUCGUAUCGCUGAAAAGGAACAAUGAAUUUGAGCACUGAGCGGAGUUGGUGUGUGUGUGU
Messenger RNA from Oncorhynchus keta (chum salmon), 3935 nucleotides. RefSeq names its product free fatty acid receptor 2. Bases 2269 to 3303 code for a protein of 344 amino acids. Gene Ontology annotation, biological process: G protein-coupled receptor signaling pathway; cellular response to fatty acid. The record is from RefSeq and is a predicted model, not a curated record. NCBI's taxonomy places the organism in Eukaryota, Metazoa, Chordata, Actinopteri, Salmoniformes, Salmonidae. Gene Ontology annotation, cellular component: plasma membrane. The transcript is spliced from 2 exons. Gene Ontology annotation, molecular function: G protein-coupled receptor activity.